Messenger RNA from Cajanus cajan (pigeon pea), 1371 nucleotides. RefSeq names its product GATA transcription factor 3. The record is from RefSeq and is a predicted model, not a curated record. Gene Ontology annotation, biological process: positive regulation of DNA-templated transcription; cell differentiation. Lineage: Eukaryota; Viridiplantae; Streptophyta; Magnoliopsida; Fabales; Fabaceae. Gene Ontology annotation, molecular function: sequence-specific DNA binding; zinc ion binding. Gene Ontology annotation, cellular component: nucleus.
UAAAAGCAAAAUUGAUUCAGACUUGUAGAAACCGAAGUGAGAUAAAGAUAAACCGAUACCUUAACGCUUCUUUCGCCAAACCAAACGAAACUCCACUGCGGUUUCCCUUUCUUCUCUCUCUCUCUUCACCUCGUAACCGGAACAAGAAAAAUGGAAGUUGCGGCGGCGAAAGCGCUUAAACCAAGCCUUAGGACUGAGUCUGUUUUCUCCCAAGCAAUUUGCGACGAUAUUUUGUGCUUCAACGCCAACAACAUUGUUGUCGGUGAAGAUUUCUCCGUCGACGACCUCCUCGAUUUUUCCAAAGAAAUCGAUAACUACGAGAACGAGGAAGACGAGGAAAAAGAUUCCACCUCCGGUUCUUCGCAGUCGCAGGACCCAACAGAAGAUGACAGCAACUCUAAUUCCACCGCCGGAGGCGGUGACGACUCCGUUUUCGCCGGCGAGUUGUCAGUUCCGGCGGAUGACGUGGCGGACCUGGAGUGGGUCUCUCACUUCGUAGACGAUUCUCUCCCGGAGCUUUCCUUAUUGUACCCUGUCCGUUCGGAGCAAACGAGGAAAUGGGCCGAACCGGAACCUACACCGGUCCCGGACCAAGCCCAAGCCCAAACCCCCUCAGCCAUCCCCAGAAAGCCGAGAACCGGAACGAUUAGAAAGCCCAACGACCGUGUGUUGUCCUUUAACGCCUCGCUCCCGCCGCCGUUUUUGUGUUCUUCGGCUUUGGUUGGCUCUGUCAGGGGCAUGGUGUUUGGCGAGCCGGCGGCUAAAAAGCAGAAGAAAAGGGCCGAGGCCCAAACCGGUGGGGCCCAGUUUCAGCGACGGUGCAGCCACUGUCAGGUGCAGAAAACGCCGCAGUGGAGGACCGGCCCACUGGGCCCGAAAACACUCUGCAACGCUUGCGGGGUUCGGUUCAAGUCCGGUCGGCUUUUUCCGGAGUAUAGACCGGCCUGUAGCCCAACUUUCUCCGGAGAUAUUCACUCCAAUAGUCAUCGUAAAGUGUUGGAGAUGAGGCGCAGAAAGGAGAUGGCUGAACCGGUUACCGGCUCGAACCGGACUCAACUGGUCCCGAGCUGCUGAUUUUUUCUAGGGUGAAAAUUGAAAAUUGAAAAUUGAAAAAUGAAAAGUGGAAUAGGUUAUAGAUUACGUGUAGUAUAGGUCAACCAACCAACCAACCGGUUGAGCCGGUUUGAUAUUUGUAGCAUAGUUAGUGAUUAUUAAUGAUUUAAAUUAGUGGUAGUGUGACUAGUCAACUAGAGAGGUAAGGUAGUAAGGGACAUUAGGAAGGCAUUGAUUGUUUGUAUCCCAUUUUCCUAGCGCAGUUGAUUUAUUUAACGAGGUACUAUGAUUAAAUUGAGGAAGAAAAAUUUUUAAUUA